Molecule: messenger RNA, 3062 nt
Organism: Limanda limanda (common dab)
Lineage: Eukaryota; Metazoa; Chordata; Actinopteri; Pleuronectiformes; Pleuronectidae
Gene: wdr95
Product: WD40 repeat domain 95
Exons: 30
Coding region: 1-2967 (988 amino acids)
Molecular function (GO): protein binding; calcium ion binding
Source: RefSeq, a predicted model, not a curated record
AUGGAGAAAAGGGUUCGCUCCUCCUCAGCUUCUGGAAGAUUAGAAAACCAACAUGUGACCAGCAUCCUCUCGGCGCAGGAGGAUUCGGGGAAGAAGGCGAGGAACCCGUCUGGGCCCAGGUGUCGGGGUGAGAAAGCUGCAGAUGAUUUCCCGCCACAGAGACGGGUAACCGAGGACGUCAGAGGGCAGCCGGAGUGGUUGAUCCGAGAGCUGCUGAGGCAAAACAGACGAAGACACUCUGUCACACUCGGAGAUAAGGCGUCAGUCAUGAGAGGACAACACCGCAGUAUCAAUUCGAUCCGCCGACUCUGCAGCCUCAAGAUCGAUGAGACAAUAUCACUCGACAACCUGCAGAGACUGAAACAAGCAUUUGAGGACUUCGGCUCAAGAUGCGUCGACGCAAAGAAUUUUGGUCGUAUAGUGAAGAAGUGCUUGGGUUUGCCUAACACUAGCAACGAGCAGAUUCAAGCGUUAUUUAAGAAGAUCGAUUAUUCAGGCCAAGGGAGAAUUUCAUGGGGUCAGUUCUGCGCUCACAUGCUGCAGGAGAACAAGGAGAAGGAGGAGAGUGCGAGACGCAGCAAGCAGGUGGCGUUUACUCUACCUGCUACCACGAAGGCGUUGGGGCAGGGCGCUCCCAUCGUCUACAUCCACUCCAUCCAUGACGGCUCCAUCGUCACGCUGCGGGAAGACGGCACCGUUUGCUCCUGGAGCCCUGAGCUCAGACCUCAGUGGACCAGGCAGUUAUUUAACGGAGACGCCGCCAACAGCAAGUCAAAGUGGGCGAGUGAUUUCACUGUGAUGACCGAGUACAACAAGCUGAUGAUUGCAACAGGGGACAGAGAGAUCCAGAUUUACGACCUCACCACCCUGGAGCCGUAUUGCCAGAUCAACGCUCUGGACACAGUUCCUCUGACAUUAGACUACGGCUCCACUGGUCCUGAUAAGUGUUGUAUCCUGUAUGGAGACACUGAGGGAUGUGUGACUAUCAUUUUAAUAUCCUCUGUUGGAGAUACACUCAGGUUAUGGAAUAAAUUACCAAAGGUGGACAACGUUCCCAACAUAGUGAUUGACAACGCGGUGGUUUCUCCCAACGUGACGUUCAUCAGGUGGAAGGUUCAUCAGGACUGGGUGACACAGGUCCGGUAUUUUCCAGGUUUCCGAGCUGUUGUCUCCUCAUCAAAUGAAGAAUCCUCUUCUCUUGUUAUAGGCUGCGUGCUGCCUUUAACCGACGCCGAGCAGCAGCUGAGUGAGAUCCGAGAGGCCUGCUACGAAGGGAAGAGCAAGAAGGUGCAGAUGAGCUGGACCCCACAGCUCCGGGCGUCCCGCGACCAGACGGCUUUCAACAUUCACAAAGGUGUCAAGACCUUUGACCUUUGCCGGAAGCACAGCCUGCUGGUCACAGGAGGCCUGGACAGGCUCAUACGCAUGUGGAACCCACAUUUCUCAGGGAAACCAACUGGGAUUUUGAAAGGCCACUCGGCUCCCAUCGUCCACCUCUGCAUCUCCUCAGAGGACAGUCACGUCUUCUCUGUCUCCAUCGACAGCGCCGUGAAAAUCUGGGAUAUUCAGGACCAGUGCUGUCUGAUCACGGUCGACUCUAAAGCGAGCGGGAUUCAAGGAGACAUUUCUGCAUGUUCGUAUUCACCGGCCUUGAAAUCCGUCUUCAUCGCAGCAGACUGCCUGGCUGUUCUAUCACUCAAGAUAAGGCCACAGAUUUGCAGCCGUCUGACGGUUUCCCACGACGAGCCGGUGAUGUGCUGCGGCUACAGCGAGGAGUUCCGUCAAGUUGUCAGCUGCACUGAAGGAUCUUUGGUGAAGGUCUGGGACUUUGACAGCGGCCGCCAAGUGUUUGAGUUCGGUGGCACGCCUGAUCUGCCCGCCGUCACGUGCAUGACCUUUGACCUCAAAGGGAGGAGACUCGUCACCGGUGGAAGGGACGGAUGUUUAAAAAUCUGGAACUUCAACAACGGUCAGUGCUUAAAGACGCUAAAGAAGGACGGUAAAUGUCGCGAGGUGUGCGACUGCAUCUUUAUGAAAGUUCACAGGAACGGCUAUGUGAUGUCUGUCGGCCGGGACAGGAUGAUUGACAUUUACUCAGACAUACCCGAGGACCUUCGUCAUGUGCAGCGGCCGCAGCCUUCGUGGCAGGACGACCUGAAAAACGGCCAUAGCGACGACAUCCUUUGUGUGGCCCAGUGCCCCCCCUCUCUCCUGGCCACCAGCAGCUAUGAUGGAGAGAUUAUCGUGUGGAACGUGGUUUCUGGACGGAUACAGUGUCGGAUUGCCCCCCCUCCUGCAGCCCAAUGCCAAAAUGCUGAAGGACUGGACUUGAGUGUUCCAAGCAUCAUUUUCCUGAAGAACCUAAAGGUUUCCUCUGCCACGCUUCUCUUGUCCUCCGGGGCCACGGGUUGUAUUAAUGUCUGGCAAGUGCUCAGCGGAGGAAAGUUCCUGAGCAGCUUCAAAGCCUCUAGAUUCCAGCAAAAAAUUACAAAACUGGCGAAAGCAGAGGAGGACACGUUGCUCUACGCUGCCGACCGAAUCGGUUACAUCUACAUUUUCGACAUGAGCAAGUUUUCCCCCGAGCUAAAAACACCCAGAGCUGAAAACGUCUGGCGUGCCCACACCAGCAGAGUUUCUGGCCUGCAGAUUGUUGACAAUGAUCAAGUGGUGCUCACCUCAUCCACAGACUACACCGUGCGUCUGUGGAGCUCCCGUGGACAUUUCAUAGGGACCUUUGGGCAGUCUGAGAGCUGGAGCACCCACAUCCAGUCCUCCUGGAUGCACCCUGCCGUCCCCUAUGAGGUUCUGAUCCAUCCCCUCAGUGUGCCAGCUCACGAGACCUUCACUGUAAAAACACCGCGGCCUGAGGAAAUCCAUCCUGACACGGCCGGGGCUGACGGAGGGGAGCUACAGUCGGCGAGACUUCCGCCGAAAUCCAUCAGUGACAUCGACAUCCAGGAAGAUUAAAACCACAUUUUACCUCAGUGGAACACAAGUCUGGACCCUGUCAUGAAAUUGGCGAGCAUACUAACAAGCUAUCGAGCGGCGGCGCUCUGAAAGGC